This is a messenger RNA of Camarhynchus parvulus, 924 nucleotides long. RefSeq names its product serine protease 55 (gene PRSS55). Gene Ontology annotation, biological process: proteolysis. Lineage: Eukaryota; Metazoa; Chordata; Aves; Passeriformes; Thraupidae. Gene Ontology annotation, molecular function: serine-type endopeptidase activity. Bases 1 to 924 code for a protein of 307 amino acids. The transcript is spliced from 5 exons. The record is from RefSeq and is a predicted model, not a curated record.
AUGCUGCUCCUCACCCUCUCCUGUUUAGCUUCCCUGACCAGCAGUGUCCAGGCAGGCUGUGGCCUCCGACCAUCCUACGAGUCCUUCCAGAGCACUGGCAAGAGGAUUGGGACAGGGACAGACGUCACCCCUGGGGAAUUCCCGUGGCACGUGAGCAUCCAGAGCCACGGGAAGCACAUCUGUGGAGGCACCAUCAUCAGUGCCCUGUGGAUUUUGACUGCAGCACACUGCUUUGCAGAUGAGCUGCCACCAGAUCUGACGGUGGCAGUGGGGGGAGUGAACCUCAGCCUCCCUCUGGAAGAGUGCAACCCAGACAGCCUGAUCCUGCACGAGGAGUUCAACAGAACCAGCCUGCAGAAUGACAUUGCCCUCAUCCUGCUCAGCAACCCCAUCGAGUUCAGCACGGAGAAGAUUCCCGUCUGCCUGCCCUUCGUGUGUGACAGGGACACGUGGCAGCACUGCUGGGCUUCUGGCUGGGAGAGCGCCAGUGCAGCAUCCCCUGUGCUGCAGAAAACAAGGGUGAAGCUGAUCAGCAGGGAGAAAUGCCUGAAGCACAUCCCACACCUCGUGGAGGGCACGAUGUGUGCUGAGACAGAGCAAGGAGAAGGACAAAAAGGAGGAGGAGGAGGCUGCCAGGUGGACAGCGGAGGUCCUCUGGUCUGCAGCUACUGGGACACCAUGAAGUGGUUCCAGGUCGGCAUCAUCAGUGGAGGAAACCCAAACCACAGGAUUUUGACACCUGUUUUCAGCUACCAGGACUGGAUUGAGAAGGAAACAGCCAUAAGGGGAAAGCCUUUCUUCACUGAGGGUGUGGACAGUGGAACACAUGUCAGGGUUGCUCGUUCCAGGGCUGGGACACAGGUGGUGUUUCUGGGGUAUUGUCUCCUUUUAUUCAUCUUUUUAAUAGCAAUUAAAUUACUCUGA